Messenger RNA from Chrysoperla carnea, 1091 nucleotides. RefSeq lists its product as uncharacterized. The record is from RefSeq and is a predicted model, not a curated record. Bases 51 to 1049 code for a protein of 332 amino acids. Gene Ontology annotation, molecular function: nucleic acid binding; zinc ion binding. NCBI's taxonomy places the organism in Eukaryota, Metazoa, Arthropoda, Insecta, Neuroptera, Chrysopidae. The transcript is spliced from 4 exons.
UCGCUUGAAUAAAAAAAAAAAAAAAAAAAAAAAAAAAAAAUAGAGCUAGUAUGUCGACUGAUAAUCAAGACGAAAUUUUUGAACAGCAAAAGGAAAUUUUAGAUGAUUCAUCAUUAGAAAAUGAAUUAUUGGAGGGUGAUGGAGAAAAUACACAAAAUAAAGAAAAUCAAUCAGAAGAAGAAGAAACAAGGGAUAAUCCCCCUAAUAUUGAAUCUGAUAUUCAUAAUUUUAAGUUGGUCACAUGUAUGCGAGAUCAGCAAUAUUUGGUUAAGUCCAUGAAACAAGUCAUGGAAAAACACCUCAACAUGCUGGGUGAAGUCGAAAGUAUAACAAGAAAUUUAGCUACAGCAGAAAGAACACGACUAGAAACAAUACGAGAACAACGUUUAGCAACUGAAGAAGUGAGAAAGGUCUUGGUAGAAGCACAAAAAAUCUCAUCAACAAUACAACAAACACCAGCGGAUUCAGAACGACAAUUUAGACGAUUAGAUGGAAAUGUAUUCAAUUCUACCACAAUAGACGCAACAUUAGAAGCAAGUCACAUACAACAACCCAAUGCUAGUAUUGGUCAAAAUUUAGAAGCAGAGAGGAAAGCAGCUAAACCCCAAAAAGCUACAACAACAACAGCAAACUCAGCUCAGGUUAAACCAGCCUGGCAGAGUGAUCCUCACCGUAAUUGCCAUAGAUGUAAUAAAACAGGGCAUAAUGAGAGUGAUUGUCCUCUAAUUAAAUACGAUUUGUAUUUUUGCUAUGUGUGCCGACAAGUAUCUAGCCACAUAGGUACAAAUUGUCCUAAACGUGGUAAUGAAAAUUACAGAGGAGGAAAUUCAUCUAGAGGAAGAGGGUAUGUAAACAAAUUAGAUAAUAAACAAAAAUGGUCAAGCACAUCAAAAACAGAUAAUCAAACUAGAGGUAGAGGUAGAAUUGUAUACAAAGGGGGUCAAACGUCGUUCAACCGCAAUAAUAAAAAGCCCUACAGUCGUCCACAAAAAUCAAAUGCUAAAGCUAAUCUAACAGAAAAACCCGCUAAACCAGAAGAAAAGAAAUAGAUGCUGCUGAUUAGAAGAGUGCGCAGUGAAAAAAAAAAAAAA